AUGGCUCCCUUUGAUUUCAAGUCCAACAAACACUUUGUUGCUUCAUCCGAUGGAGCUAACCUUCAAGUAUAUGAGUUGACCAAGCCUACUCUUUAUCAUCCAUCUUCCAUCAGAAAGAGUCAUUGGAGGGAAGUUGCAAACAUCAACGACGAUGACGAUGACGACGAUGAUGACAUGGUGGACCAAACCAAGAAAUACGAUGGAUUGCUGUUCUUCGAUGGUCAUGGAAAGAUCGAGGGACGGGUAGCGUUGACAAAGCUGGCACAACACUUGAAGCGGCUGAGUUUGAUGGUGGGGCCUGGAGGGCUCUGCUUCCAAGAUGUGAACGAGACGGGAGAGUAUGCAGACUUCGGCAUUCACUACCUCCGACUGAACGAUUUGUUCAGCUGGCCACGCCAUGGAGUCGACCUCGCCACAACUAUCACGUGGGGGCGUUCGGAGCUGAAGUACCACGACCCCAGACAUGUUGAGCGGUCGAAACAGACGGAAGGAGGCAACACAGUUACUAUGGAGAUGCACGAGCAGUUGAAAAGACUGGUGAAAGAGAAGAACGAGGAGCUAGCGCAACUGAAAGAGGAGGCGGACGACGAGCUGCAAAACUUAAGGGAGGAGAAGGAAGAUGAGCUGAGAGAAGAGAUAGCGAAGCUGAAUGAAGCAAAAAAUGAAGAAUUGCUAAAGCUAAGAAAGGAGAAAGACGAGGAGUUGAGGGAACUAUCAAAGAAGAAGAAUGUUGAAUUGCGAAUACUUAGGAAAGGACAAGGAGGUGGAGCUGCUUUGCAAAAGUUACGGGAGGAGAAGGAAGAAGAGGUGCGAAAGUUGAGGAAUGAGUCGGAAAAGGAUAUGCAAAAGCUAAGGGACCAACUGUCCUCAAGCGCGACUGAGCUUACAAGCGUCAAGCAGGCGUUGGGGGUAUACGUCAAUAGCUCAUCGGUGUUGUCGCCUGGGGGGAGGGUCCUUCGUGAUUCCAGCUUUGAGGAGCUCUGGAGAUAUCACGUCGGCAGAAGACGCCCGGUGCCGCCGGGGAUCUUUCAUGUCACACACCGUGAUGAUUUUUUCGCACGUCAAGAUUGGAAAUCGUACGUGCCUACAUUCACGGAGAGAGAAUACAGUGGCGGUUACCUGGAAGCCUACAAUCUGGUGAACGACGAUACUACGAAGGAGCUGCCGGCUCCACCCAUUGUACAUGUGAUAACUGCCGGCGAAGCGGAGUUCGACGUGAACAACUGGUGGUACGAGAAAACGACCCAUCCGGAAGGCGGGACGACGAUGCUGGCAUAUUACGACGGGGAUCGGAAUCGGUUUCAACACCAUUCCAAAGGAACUAUUCGGAUCCCGUAUUCCAAGGGAGCUCGUUACUGUCUGGCUCGGAAUUUCUACCUGGGUUAUCUCUGUGGGAAAAUCGUGUUUUGUUUCAGGUAUAGAAAUUAG
Molecule: messenger RNA, 1428 nt
Organism: Linum trigynum
Lineage: Eukaryota; Viridiplantae; Streptophyta; Magnoliopsida; Malpighiales; Linaceae
Source: the annotation of a GenBank genome assembly